CUCCCUAUAUCAGCUGUCAAAUGGAUCCUCCUUCCGGCUGGUGUCAUACAGUGUAAAUAUUGACGACAUGACUCUUGACGAUUCUGGCCAGCAGUCCUUUUUCAGUAAAUGUGUCCUCCAGCGAGCGAGAACUCUUGCCAAAAUCAAGCCCACGCCCCCUGAAGAGGUAGAAAAGUUAAUUGCACUGUGUCCAGGAGAAAGCCAUGGCGGAGGGUUUCGUGUUGACCAAAGAGGACAGGAUGCUGUGGUGGCUCUUGGAGUAUAUCUCCUGGAGUCUGGCCAGCAGCAUCAGGCCACCAUCCUUCAGUAUCUUCUUAGAUUACUACGAGCCCUGCCUAAGGCAGUGUGGCUGGAUGAGAAGAGAAUUACUCCAGCAGACCGUAUGCCUGUAGCUGAACGAUUCACAUUUGUGGUGACAACUUUACUGACUGAUGUUGCUGCCAACUGUGAAAGUGUGCGGGAAGAGGUGCUCAACACACAAGUGGAGGUACUGUCAGCUCUUACCAAUGUGAUUACCAGAGCUGCCAGGGAAGACAGCCUUCUUUCAGCUAAUGGCAAAAUUGCAUUGUGUCGCGGUCCAGUAUCUGUGCUGCUGGGCCUCUCUCGUGCUCUUGGACGCUCUACAUCAGGGGAGCCUCUGUUUCUAAGAAUAUUUCCAAAGCCCAUUAUUCCCAUACCUGUUGCAGCAGAGCCACCACAGAUGACCAAGAAGAAAAGCUUCAGCACUUACCGACCCAUCAUACCUCGAUCUCUCUCCUCCACCCUUCCUUCUUGUCCUGAUGCUGUGUCCCUUGUUAGCGUGGACAGUGAUAGAGAUGCUGGCUUACGAACACUAGGUGGUCCAGGAAAAAGGCAUUCGCUCAUGUCCCAGCAGUCAGUUCCCCAUGAUCCAAAGGUGUACUUUUUCCAAAAAUAUGGCUCCAGCUUUGGGGCAAACUUUCCCCAGUUAACCCAAUAUGAUCACACCUUGGUGUUUCCUGUUCAACAUUUACAGACUGUUCUUGCCAAUGCAAAGAAGUUGCUGGCAAAAGAAGUUUUGGCAAUCCUUGAUGGUGUGGCAACAGAAGUGUUUGCUUCUCGUCAAGUGAAAAUGUUUCCUUAUUGCACCAUGCGGGAAACCUUGAAUUUGGUGAUGGUCACAUUGCUAAGAGAGCUCUUAGCAUACCAAAAUGAUCUACCUGUCCCAUUCACAAAAGAUGUGCAGGAUUUUGUGAAAGGUCUCUUCCUGUCUGGUCAAACUGAAUUAGCAGUACAGCAGAAUGAAAGUGGAGUAAAGACUGAUACCAACAAGAAGGCACCAUCAAUAAAUCCUUACAGAAUCAAUGUUCAAGCAAAUGCUGCAUGCAUUGAUCUCUUGGUAUGGGCUAGUGCUGAUGAAUCUGAGGCAGAGAGUUUAUGCAGCAGAUUGACAGAGAAGGCAAAUGUUCAUCAUGGUCAUCGGUUAGCUCUCGCUCACAUGCCUCUCCUGCUGGUCUGUUUGGAGGGGCUAGGUAAACUGGCAAGCAAAUUUCCAAAUAUUGCUGGGACAUGCAUCAACUACCUCCAAGACUUCCUUGUUAGUCCAUCACCCAUCCUUCUAAAGUUGUACCGCCAACAGUCAGAUCUUCUCACCCCUCAUCAAGGCAAUUUGACUGUUAAAGUUACAGGAGAUUCCAGCAAUCGACCAGCUUCAGCUUCAGCAACAGCAUUUGAAAAGCUGCGGGACACUGCAAUUGAAAAUCUUUGUGUUGCACUGAAGGCUGGCCUUACAGUUGAUGCCAACACUGUAAUGGCUUUUAUCUCUUCCAUCUCCAGUAGAGAGAAAGCUGGAUGUGACCGCUUGCCUGAAAGUGAUACUAUUGUGAUAUCCAACAAUGUGGUUGUUGCAUUGGGUCAUGUAGCUGUGGCCUUGAAGGACUCUCCUCGUACCACAGAAACUAUCUUGCACCAGUGUCUGCUGCAACGCUUUUGUCGACCUCCCUCAUCUCUGGAUACCCUUAUUGUGGACCAGAUGGGUUGUAUGCUUCUUGCCAAAAAUGAGCCCAAGGUGUAUGAUGAGAUAAUGGAACAGUUCAGCAAAAUCAUCAUAGAAGCCAGCAGUGGAACAUAUGGCAUGGGUGCAGCACAAGACCAGCGAAUGAAGCAGUAUAGACAUGUAGCCACAGCAGUACACAAUGCUUUGGCAAACAUUGCUGCCAACAUUCAGGGUGAAGCUGAAAUGGACAAACUUCUCAUGCGUCUCCUAGAAUUGUUCGUCAAACUUGGAUUGGCUGCGAAACAAAAUUCUGAAAAACACCCUGCAGUACUGAAGGCUUCCAGCAGUGCCGGUAACCUGGGAGUGUUGAUUCCUGUUAUUGCCAUGCUGGUGCGCCGUCUCCCUCCUAUCAAAGAACCAAAGCUACGCAUGCUCAAACUCUACAGAGAUUUUUGGCUUUUCUCAAUUGUUAUGGGAUUUACUCAGCAUGAAUCUGGAUUAUGGCCCCCUGAAUGGCAUCUUGCUGUGUGUGACAUAGCAGUCACAUCACCUCUGCUGCUUUCCCAGACAAAACAUCGCUCAGAGAUGAAGGAACUGAAGUACACAUAUGCUGUACGGGAUGACUCUGUGUCUGUUAGUGAGCUAAAUGAAUUGAGACAACAGAUACUUAGUUUGUUGGAGCAUCCUGCUGACCUAACUCAAGUUGUUAACAAGCUGACUUUUGCACAGUGCAUUUUUGUUUUAUCUGUGUAUCGUGUGGAAGCUUUAAGAGUAAGAGGUUCCCCUGAGCCCAACUUCCAGCCAAUGUUUGAAUACUUGUUGGAUCCUGCUAUUCAGAAUGACAAGUAUGAUAUGUGGAUGUGUAUUAACAAAGUGAGUGAAAGAGUAUUCAACAUUUUUCUAGAGCAAGUAAGUCAGCGCUCUAGAGAUGAACAUAGAGAAAAGCUUUUGGUUCUGCAUGCUCAGUUUCUCUUGACCCAUUUCAACCACACUCAAGUGCAGAUUCGACGUGUGGCUGACAGACUGCUCUCCAAGCUUGUUGAUAGGUUUCCUUUACUGCUGUGGAAUGGAAAUGUUCUUCGAACCCUCCUGGAUAUCUUACAAGUACUGGGUUACUCACUACAGCUAGACCCCAAUGAUGCCAAUCCAACCAUUCCCAUCCCAGACACUCCCUUCAGUAUAACCCUCAUGGAUACAUUGGAGGCCAGGGAGCGAACAGUGAGUGAUUUUGCAGCCAGAUGUCAAGGAAUCCUGCAAGAAGCUAUGAAGUGGGCCCCUGAGGCAACACGUUCCCAUUUGCAGAACUACCAAACUCACCUUGAUCAAACCAAUCUGUCAUCUCAUUCUGGACUGGCUUUAGCUACAGAAUCAGUUCUUCAGUAUGCAGGACUCAAGUCCAUUGCUACUGGAAGUUUUACCUCUACUUUUGACAAGCGCCACACAGGGAUGAGUGACCUUACAUCGUCAUUCAUAAAGAACUUGAGUCUUCGCACUCACUACCAAGGAGAAAUCUCAGGACUGUUGCUCAUGGCCUCAGAUGAUACACAGAGAGAGAGACUCAUUGCUAAGGUGCUGAGUGAUAUCACAGCAGCUUGUGAGAAGAAAAGUGAGUUAGAAUUCAGACAAGGAUUGUGGAGAGCUACUGGGCUCCUCAUUGCUGACAAAGGUAUUCCUCGGAUGUUGCUUCGAUGUGUUUGUGCUUCCUCUUUGAACCUCUUCACAGAAGAUACUAUGGAAAACAGCACAGCUUGCUGGCAUUGGAUCCUGUCAGCACGUCAUGAUCUUACACUUCCUUUUAUGCAGGAAAUGAUAGCUGCUUGGCAGGAGAGUGUGGAUCGUCGUUUAGGAUUAUUCUCAAGACCCCCACAAGACGUUAACCCUCUGGCAGCAUAUGAAGGCUGUGACCUUGAAUCACAUGUACCUCAAGUUGGUCCUCAUGACAUUUGGAUCAGAUUCAUCAGUGAGCGUAUCGAGAUUGCCAAGUAUGACAGUGAUGCUCAGGUAGCCAUGUUUGCCUGCAUGUUUCACCGAACACUUCACAUGACCGUGGGAAAUCCGGAUGCCAAGAUUAGCAGACACAUUGGUGCAGUUGGCACUCGGUUCCGUCUUCUGUCAUGUGCCCUCACCCUGAUCCAAGGUGAUGCACUUCCUAAGUCACUGAGCAAGAAUGUUUUGAGGGAGCGCAUAUAUGGUGCAUGCCUGGACUACUUCUGUGCUCCAAGAGGAUGUCCUACACAGCGCACAGCCCGCCUGCAGGAAGAUUUCAAUGCCCUUCUUAACUUUUGGAAUUCUCUUCAUGCCGACAGAAAGUAUCUCAAAGCAAGUGACAUUGGAGAUUUUACAUCCUUACAAUAUGGUGGAGGCGCCUCAUUGUCACCUUCUGUUGCAUCUGACCUAAGAUCUACCUCAGGUGAAUUUACCAUGACUAAUGGCUGGAUCAACACUGUUCCCCUCUCAUCAAACACUUCAACCCUCUCCAAAAAGUCAUCACGCAGCAAACGGCUCAUCAAUCCAGAUAUUUAUGUUAAGGAUUAUUUGAAAAAACGGGCCCUUAUUUUGUCCCUGUUGGCUAUUGAAAUACGAACCCUAAAAGUUUGGCUUCAGCCACCUCAGACAGCCGGACAGGGUGCAGAGGUGACAACUCCACAGGAAGAAGCUCUUGUUAAAUGGCUUUCAGUUAGUUUCAACACUCCCAAAUCAUGGAGUGGCAAUACUAAUUUAGCUUGGAGCAUUUCACCGGCUCUGGCUGUAUAUUUACCAUCAAGAAUCCACAAUGUGCAAGGACUGGAGGGUGAGAUCUGCCAGCUUGUUCGUGACAGUCCGAUUGCCGUCAGCCAUAUUCCUGAUGCCCUUCAGUAUUUAGCAACUUCAGAAAAUAUUUACUCUGAUAUUCCAGAGUUGAAUUACAUGCUGACCUGGGCAGCAGUGCCACCAGUGAAGGCACUUGCGUUCUUUUCCCGCCAAUACUCUCCACAUCCUCUGACUGCCCAGUAUGCUGUGAGAGUUCUUACAAACUAUCCUCCAGAUGUACUUAUGUUUUACAUUCCACAACUCACCCAAGCUCUUCGUUAUGACACGAUGGGUUAUGUCACUGAGUUAAUCAAGACAGCUGGCAAGAAAUCACAGCUGCUACUUCAUCAGUUGAUAUGGAACAUGGAAACCAACAAGUUCAGAGAUGAAGAAGGUCAUGAAAAAGAUGCUGAUUUGUUUGAUGGAAUUGAGAAUCUUGAAAAGACAAUGCUUGCUAACUUAUCAGGCCCAGCCAAGCAGUUCUACGAGAGAGAGUUUGACUUCUUUGGGAAAGUAACAAAUAUAUCUGCUAUUAUCAAACCAUAUCCCAAAGGGCCAGAGAGAAAGAAAGCAUGCUUGGACGCCCUUCGUGAUCUUUUACUCCAGCCUGGCUGUUACUUGCCAUCCAAUCCAGAUUCUGUCAUUCUGGAUAUUGAUCGCAACAGUGGCACUCCCAUGCAGAGUGCUGCAAAGGCUCCAUAUCUGGCCCGAUUCAAAGUGCGGAAGUGUGGCAUCAUGGAAUUAGAAAAGCAGGGAAUGGCUGUGAGCUCAGGCCAGUGUGUGAGCACUAACAUAGGUCCUGUAAUAUGGCAAGCAGCUAUAUUCAAGGUUGGGGAUGAUGUGCGGCAAGAUAUGUUGGCCCUGCAAGUCAUCUCUCUUUUCAAGAACAUUUUCCAGACAGUAGGCCUGGAUCUUUUCCUAUAUCCAUACUGUGUGGUUGCUACCUCUCCAGGGUGUGGUGUCAUAGAGUGUGUUCCCAAUGCCAAGUCUCGAGACCAGAUUGGGCGAGGGACAGACACAGGAAUGUGCCAGUACUUCCUUGAUUUGUAUGGAGAUGAAAAUUCACCAAAGUUCCAACAAGCUCGCUCCAAUUUUGUGAAGUCCAUGGCAGCAUACUCUAUUGUGGGAUUCCUGUUGCAGAUUAAAGAUAGACACAAUGGAAACAUCAUGCUGGAUACUGAUGGUCACAUAAUUCAUAUAGAUUUUGGGUUUAUGUUUGAAAGUUCUCCUGGAGGAAACUUAGGCUUUGAACCUGACAUUAAGUUAACAGAAGAGAUGCUGAUGGUGAUGGGUGGAAAAGUAGAAGCUGCCCCAUUCAGGUGGUUUGUGGAGCUGUGCAUAAAGGGUUACUUAGCUGUGAGGCCAUACCGAGAAGCAAUUGUUUCUCUUGUAUCCCUGAUGCUGGAUACUGGUCUGCCAUGCUUCCGAGGGCAGACUAUCAGGCAGCUGCGCUCUCGAUUUACUCCUCAGUCCACUGAGAAGGAGGCUGCGCAGUAUAUGCUCAACAUCAUCCAACAUUCACAUCUUAACUGGCGCACCAAAGCAUAUGACCGCCUCCAAUACCAUACCAACCAGAUUCCAUAUUAAGACAACCUUUACUACGAAGUGAAGCAUAAAAUUCCUUAUAUUUUGUUACUGAUUAGUGCGGGAGUGUUACAACUUCUUUUCAUGAGUCAGAGUUUUGUGUGAACACAGGGAAUAAUGUUCUUUGAAAAUAUUCAUUGGCUACCUCUAAACAUUAGCAUUUAAUGCUUAUUUUGUGUAUGCUCAUUCUUAUAAUUUCUAUGUCAUAAGAAAAGAGAAGUUUCAUAAUUGUGUGAAGCUCACAUUUUUUCAUGCACAGCAAAAUAUUGUUUGAAAUGCGUAUUCAUAUAUUACGUUGUAUUAACAAUUAAUCAUGUUCUAUGAUAUAUUUUGAACAAUAGGUUUGAUUGGGGAGUAUCAGCUAUGCAUACUGGCAUGCAUUAUUGAAAAUAAAAAUAAAGUAAUAAGAAGGUAGUUAUGGGAACUUCAAAGUUUUGAAAAAUAGUUUAUUUUUGACAUCUUACAAAACACUUUUUUGCUGACAAAUUUUUUUGAAAAAUUUUUAUAUUUACAUGUGUGAGUGCUAAAGGUUCUUUGUAUCUUAUUGAAGUUAUAUGCUUGAAAUUUUAUAGUAAAGAUUUGUUAAUAGGUUAUUAUGAGUGUUGUAUAAUUUUCAUAUAUUUUAUGAAAAGCCAAUACCAAAAGAUUAUUAUAGUCUAGAUAAAUAUAUCGUGUUCUAAUUUUACUGAAUAUUAGUACCUUUAGGCAAGUGUGUAUUCAAAAGUUCAGGAAGCUUGAUUAUAAUGUUAUAUGUAUUUGUAGUUUUCAAGAUAUAUGUAUAAAUCCAUAGGUUUGUGUCCCUUCUCCUAACAAAGUUAAUAUUUAUAGAGAUAUAUAAGAAUGCCUGUGUUAUUCAUAUCACAACAUGUUUGUUAGAAUUUCAGUAUAUGUAUUAAAGUAAGAUUUUAAAGGAGUAACAUGAAAUUGAGGGACAGAGGACUAUGUUAAUCUUAUUAUUCAUUUUGAGGCAAGUUUUUGAAUAUGUUGCUCUAAUUUAAAAGUUCUUAAUGUUUUUUUUAGAAUAUUGUCUCCAGAUCACUGCCAUUCAUUUGUUGUCUUAUGGAUGGUGAUGGAUACUUACCAUCUGUAGUGACAAAAAUGCAUGGCAGGUAUUUUUGUGGAUUAUUUAUUUAUUUAUUUAUUAUUGUUUUAUUUAUUUAUUAUUAUUAUUUUUUUUUAGAUAUUCCUAUGAAAUUCAGUUAUAUUAUAUGAGAUUAUUUAAUGCAAUAUGUAUUAAGAUUUUGUAAUAAUCACAUUUUGAUAGCAUGUGUAUUUUGUCGGUGCAGAAUUUUGAUGUUUCAUUUAAUUCCUUGCAGGAAAUCUCUUGAUUUAUAUGCAUUUGCUGUUAUCUACAAGCUAAGGGAGAACUGGUACUAAUUUUCAUAUGUUUGAGACCAGUUUGAUAUAAAGAUACCUGGUACCUCAUAUACUUCUACUAUAUGUAAAGGCCAUAGCUGGGUACAAUAGUAAAGAAAAUCACAACUGAUAAAUUGAUAAUGAUAAUCUUAUUGGUGAUACAGAAAUUGAAAAUUGUUAACAGGUAAUCAACUUGUCAUUUGAUAACUGAUAACUGAUAAAUUCAUAAGUACCAAAUUUUUAUACCAGUGAUAGUGAUAUGGAUAUUUUAGAUUUUAGAAAAUGAUAAAUCCAAAUCUUUAUUUUUGUUUUUAUCUUAGAAAUCUUCAAAAAACUUUUAAUUCAAUAUUUUAUCCUGUCUCUUCACUAGUUUCACCAUUUUAAGUAAAAUCAAUAUACAUAUUUGGUUUUGAAAGUUCAAAAUGCCCACCUAUGGUAAAGAUAUGUGGAAAGUUAAAAGAAAAAAAAAUAUUGCUCAUGUAUUAAAAGAAUUGAAAAUCACUGUUCAUCUAGUAGUUAAGGUAAUUUUAUAUUGUACAUGAUUUAUUGAAAUGUAUAAAUGUUGUCUGUAUAUACUUGAUUUCUCAGUUUAGUCAUUGAUUUAGUAUUAUUGGUUUUAAUAUAUGUUCCUAUAGUAAAUAACCAUAUAUGUACAUUGUAGUGUUAAUUAUAAUACUUUCAAGUUGACUUUAUUGUGAAGUAUAGUCACCUUACAAGGUUAUUUCAAAACAACACUGUUAUUCAAGUUCUGCUUAUUGCUGUGUAGGAACCAUGGAAAGAAUUGUUAGGUGCCAUACCACAAGACAUUAAGGGUUGGAAAAUGUCUCUAAAAUUACUUGUUGCCUAUUGUGAUAGCAAUAAGUUAAAGAAAAUAAAUAAUUGUUCUAUACAGUCACAAGAUUUGUUAUUAUAUUAGCAAAGCAACACGCAACAAGUGAAAUGUGGUAUUUGAAUUGAGGAAAAUCUUUAGAGUUUUGGUUACUUCAAUUGUGAAUCAAACUGAUACCAUUUCACCCACAAAUCUGACUAAAUUCUUGUUCCUAAGAACUCUUCUAAGGAUAUGGUGAUUACUUUUUUUUCUUUUUUCAUCUUUUCUUUACAUGUCUUAUUCCUUUCAUUCCCUUCUCACCCCUCUCUCACUUACUUUAGUUCUCUGUUCUCCCUUCUUAUUAGUAGUCUUACCCUGGUACCAACAAUUUUUGUUUUACUCACAGUCACUUUUCUAAUUAUUUUGUGUUAUUCUUUCUGUGUUGCUAGACCACCUCAAGGUGCUGUUUGUGUGGCUCUGUCAACCAUUCCAUAUUUUAUCUUAUAAGUCACCAAUCAUUAUUCUUACAUUAGGAGCAAUUCUCAAGUCAAUAAUUUCUCCUGUUUGAUUCCUUUGUUAUUUCUUGUCUUUUAUUUUACUUCCUCUUGGUCAGAUAUUUUCUACCACCAUUUGUCAUUCUCAUACAUAUCAUGCUUAUCUCAUCUUUACUUCUUACAUAACUUCACUUUUUUCUCUAACAUUCCACCAUUAAUGUCUUUUCUUUUCUUCCUUUUUGCAAUACCUUUUAUUCUGAUCGAUUAAGCUGAUUUUUACAAUCUUCUUGAACCUCUUACAUUUCCACUUCUUUCUUCAAGAACACAGUCAUGUUUAAAAUUAGAUUCAGUUUAAGAAAACAUCUUGGGAUUAAGUAAUCCUUAAAAGAACACAUAGGAUGUGUUGAUGAUUUAUCCAUCUGUAAUUAUGAUUCUUAAAUCAUUUAUAUUGAUUAUGUUAUAGUCAUAUGCAUUGUGAAAGAUUGUGCAUACUAUUAACAUAUAAUGUAACCUGUAAAAUGGUGAUCAGAUGAAAGGUUCAAUCCACAGCAGAGGAAGUGCUUUAAGUUAUUUUUCCCUAUUGUGUGGACAUUAUUGUAAAAAUAUUUGCAAGUUUUGUUGUCUCAUAACAUGUAGAAUUUCCCAUGGCUUCCAUACAUGAAGACUUAUACCUAUUUAGACAUUUUAGGUAAGAGAAUUAGCAUUGUGUAGAGAAAUGUAGUCAAUAUUAUUUUUUUUGAGGACCAUGUAUAAUAGGCAUUUAUUUUCACAGAGUAUUUAGUAUAUGUUAUAAACCUUAGAGUUAGGUAGGUUAGUCGAUUGAAAAUUUUCAUCUCCACGUUAUACAAUGAAGUAAAUUAAAAUAUGU
Molecule: messenger RNA, 9854 nt
Organism: Portunus trituberculatus (swimming crab)
Lineage: Eukaryota; Metazoa; Arthropoda; Malacostraca; Decapoda; Portunidae
Gene: Pi4KIIIalpha
Product: phosphatidylinositol 4-kinase alpha-like
Exons: 37
Coding region: 68-6331 (2087 amino acids)
Biological process (GO): phosphatidylinositol-mediated signaling; phosphatidylinositol phosphate biosynthetic process
Cellular component (GO): cytoplasm; plasma membrane
Molecular function (GO): 1-phosphatidylinositol 4-kinase activity
Source: RefSeq, a predicted model, not a curated record